AUGUAUACCGGCAACAGCUCAUACUCAAGGUCUGCCCUGUUUUUGGAGAACAAGGGGGUUCAAAGUCAGUCUUUUCCCACCUCAGAGCACACACCAGAGCGAGGUCACCAGCCUCACGUGUGCUGUAAUAAGGACUGUCCUCAACACUGCCUGUCUGGUGGACGCAGAGACUGGCAUUGCCCUGUAUGUCUACAGACCGCUGUUUUCCCUGUGGAGACUAAUUGUGGACAUCUCUUCUGCGCUCCCUGUCUUAUAGCCUACUGGAGACAUGGUACCUGGCUAGGAGCAAUCAGCUGCCCACUGUGUAGACAAAAGGUCAGUGUCCUGUGCCAUCUGUUUAGUGAGAGCAGGACAGACAGAGAGGAGAAGCGGGUCAUGGGGGACAUUCGAGACUACAAUAAGCGUUACUCCGGAGCUCCUCGACGGGUUGCAGAUUACCUGUACGACACGCCCCUGUUCCUGCACUUGCUCUUGCGCGGAAUGGGAAACAUGAGCGGCCUGGUGUGGCUCUUCUUCUUACGGGUGGCGGUGUGCUGUUUCGGGGCGGUCAUGUCCCUCGCCUCCCCUCUGGAGGCCGUCCCGGAGCCCUUCUGCGGGGUGCUGGGGCUCCUGGACGACCUGGUGGUGGUCUUCCUGCUUCUGAUCUGCGUCCUCAACAUCAACCAGCAGAUGGGGACAGACAGGGCCGCCACCGCACGAACUGCUACGCGAGGCGUCCUCACGGACUCACUGUAG
Molecule: messenger RNA, 735 nt
Organism: Megalops cyprinoides (Indo-Pacific tarpon)
Lineage: Eukaryota; Metazoa; Chordata; Actinopteri; Elopiformes; Megalopidae
Product: RING-HC_RNF170 domain-containing protein
Exons: 6
Coding region: 1-735 (244 amino acids)
Molecular function (GO): ubiquitin protein ligase activity; metal ion binding
Source: RefSeq, a predicted model, not a curated record